Salvia splendens (bonfire salvia) is the source of this 1513-nucleotide messenger RNA. RefSeq names its product AT-hook motif nuclear-localized protein 15. The coding region runs from base 339 to 1181 and encodes 280 amino acids. The record is from RefSeq and is a predicted model, not a curated record. Lineage: Eukaryota; Viridiplantae; Streptophyta; Magnoliopsida; Lamiales; Lamiaceae. Gene Ontology annotation, cellular component: nucleus. Gene Ontology annotation, molecular function: DNA-binding transcription factor activity; minor groove of adenine-thymine-rich DNA binding. The transcript has a single exon.
CUUACUUUUUAACUACUUCCUGCCAAAAACCAUUCACCCAAGAGAGAGAGAGAGAGAGAGUUUGACCUGACCGCAACCCUAGCUAGCCCCGUUCAAACCGGCGCAGUAAAAUUCCAAACAAAAUCAAACCAUAUUUUCCUCGAUUUAGAAGGAAUUUCAGAACUUUUGUACUGUUGUUCGUUUCCUAAUCAAGAUAGGAUUUUAUUUAUCUAUAUAUAGAUCCAGAGAGAGAAGGAAGAGAUAGGAAUUCGGAUUGCGAUUUUGAUAUUUGGAUAGACAAAUAGAUAGAUAGAUUUGUGCUUUUAGAGAGAGAAAAUCAUUCAAUCGAUCGAAUCGACAUGGCUAAUAGGUGGUGGGCGGGCAACGUGGCGAUGAAUCCGAUGUCUUCUUCACCGGCGCCGAACGGUUUGAACGCGUCGAACAGCAGCGGCAGCAACCCCAACAACUCGGGGGGCGAGAAUCUAGACGAGGCCGAAGACGGCCAGAACCCCGCGGGCGACAUCGAGAUCUCGGGGCCGUCCUCGGCCGGGUCUGGGGGUCGGCGCCCCAGGGGCCGGCCCCCGGGCUCGAAGAACAAGCCGCGGGCCCCCGUGGUGAUCACCAAGGAGAGCGCCAACGCCCUCCGCAGCCACGUCCUCGAGAUCGGGAGCGGCAGCGAUGUCGUCGACAACAUCGCCGCCUUCGCGCACCGCCGCCACCUCGGCGUCUCCGUCCUCUCCGGCAGCGGCGUCGUCACCAACGUCACGCUCCGCCAGCCCGCUGGCGCCGGUGUGCUCAGCCUCACCGGGAGGUUCGAGAUCCUCUCGCUCUCCGGCGCAUUCCUGCCGCCGCCGUCGCCGCCGGGGGCCACCGGGCUCACCGUCUACCUCGCCGGCAGCCAGGGCCAGGUCGUCGGCGGCCCGGUCGUCGGCACAUUGAUCGCCUCGGGGCCGGUGAUGGUCAUCGCCGCGACGUUCACUAACGCCCCCUUCGAGCGGCUUCCGCUCGAAGAUGACGGAGAUGGGAUGUCGUCUCAGCAGCCGCCGCCGCAGCCUGCGGCGAUGGCUGAGCCUCCGCCGCCGUCUUCGGCGGCUAUGUAUAAUAAUGUGCCGUCGAAUUUGCUUCCAAACGACGGCGGCGCCGCCCAAAUGCCGCACGACAUGUUCUGGGCUCCGUCGCGCCUGCCUCCUCCGUCCUAUUAGGACGGAGGCGGCAAGGUCGGAAGAAUAGGACGGAGGAGGCCGCGGAAUGCUUUAGGUUUUUAACUCUAAUUUGCAAUGAACAAUUGUGCUAUCAAUAAUUAGCUUCAUAAAUUCACCCUUUUAUUUAAUUUAUAUCAAAUGUGUAAUUUAGUUUGAAUUUUUAUGUUUUGGUAUAUGCUAGUAUUAAGUAAGUGGAGUAUUUGUGUUGGCUCAAAUUGGGAGAAAAAGUUGAACGAUUAUUGCGAUUAUUUGCGAUCACAUCUCCUAGUGGUUCAUGUGUAUGUUCUUGCAACUUGAUUUAUUUUGGACUAAUUAUAGCAACUUGAUUUGAA